Molecule: messenger RNA, 740 nt
Organism: Homalodisca vitripennis (glassy-winged sharpshooter)
Lineage: Eukaryota; Metazoa; Arthropoda; Insecta; Hemiptera; Cicadellidae
Product: baculoviral IAP repeat-containing protein 5-like
Exons: 6
Coding region: 155-622 (155 amino acids)
Source: RefSeq, a predicted model, not a curated record
GCGGUUCCAUGUUUUCAUUUUAUUUAGCCGGUCAUAAUAACUAACUAGAAAAAAGUUAGGAUCUCGUUUGAUAUUUGACUGUUGAGGCGCGUUUGUAUUUGUAAAUCAGAAUCAGGAUAGUUUCUGGAACAAAAACUGGAGAUUUCUGGAAAGAAUGUCAUCUGAAAUUGAAGAGAAACAUAAGAUCUCAGGUGUAAUUGAUCUGGAGUUUACAAAAAAUGACUAUUUAUGGGAAUUUACAAGAUACAAGACCUUCACGAAAUGGCCAUUCAAAACAAAUGCACAAUGCCUUCCAGCAAAAAUGGCCGAAGCUGGAUGGUAUUGUACGAACACUGAUCCAGAUGACCCUAGUGCCAAGUGUGCUUUCUGCCUGAAAGAGUUGAGUGGAUGGGAGCGUUCAGACGAACCUUGGGCUGAACACUCAAAACAUAAUGACCAAUGUCCGUUUGUAAAACUGGGCAAACCUGAGAGGGACUGCACUGUAGCCAAUAUGUUCCAUCUUCUUGAAGCCAGAAUGCUUAAGAUAUUGGAGGUGCAACAUCAAGAAAAUCUAAGAAAAUUAGAAGAAAGAAGAAUGAAGAUUGUUACAGAAAUAAAAAAGAAAUAUAAACAAUCAAUGUAGCUUCUUUAGACAGAUUUGUUUGUAACAUUUUAAUACUAUCUAAAUUUGUUUGAAGUUUUCUACCAUUGUAUAUAAGAUGUAUUUUUUAAACAGUACAAUUAAAAUAUUUUUACCUCAA